This is a messenger RNA of Stomoxys calcitrans (stable fly), 1430 nucleotides long. Its product is annotated as peptidoglycan-recognition protein LD. Gene Ontology annotation, molecular function: N-acetylmuramoyl-L-alanine amidase activity; zinc ion binding. The transcript has 5 exons. NCBI's taxonomy places the organism in Eukaryota, Metazoa, Arthropoda, Insecta, Diptera, Muscidae. Gene Ontology annotation, biological process: peptidoglycan catabolic process. The record is from RefSeq and is a predicted model, not a curated record. The coding region runs from base 514 to 1332 and encodes 272 amino acids.
GACUGAUUGCAUUGUUUUGAAAAAAUACACCAAAUUAUCUUUUAAAAACCCAAUCGCCAUCGUUAAACUCACAUCCUACAGAAGUUAUAAAUUAGAAUUGAUACCCACGCAGGCACGUCAGUCUGCCACAGAGUGUACACUAAGGCACAUUGUUCAAGUUCAAAUUGUUUUUUGAAUUUCGAACAGUAAUUUUUUUUUAUUUUUUUUUACAAUUUUGGAGAUAUUUGUCACCAGAAAAUGGACAAUUUCUACUGUUCACGUUUGUCUAAAGGCAUAUUCGUGGAAGACACACAACAGCCAGUCUCUAGAGAAGGACGAGACUGAACUUAUGUGAAUGUGUAGUGCAUGUAAAUUUUGAUAUAUCCCGAGUUUCCUAUCAGCAACAAAAAAAAAAGCUCAGAGUGAAGAGCCAAGUCCAAGGGAGAGUUUUCGUUAAUUAAAAAAAGUGAAAAUUGUGAGAAAUUUAAAAGUGAAUAUUUGAAAAGAGAAGGCGAAAAAGUAUUAUAUGAAAAUAUGAAAGGUACGACGAAGAACUAUGACACCAAAUCUUAUGGAUCUUUGGAUGACACCGUCAUACUGAUCGAAGCUGAUGAGAGUACACCUCUGUUGGUGGAUCGUCGUUUAUCGCUGGGCAGCUUUAUUGGGCGAUACAACAAUGACAAUGAGUAUGGGAAGGAGAAGUCGCUGUUUUUCUUCGAUUAUUCUGUGUGGUCCCUGGCCAGCAAAAGCUCUGUCAGCAGUACCAAAUCGUUUAAAAGCCAUUUUUGGGAAUUGAAAGUUUUGGCUAUUGUUUUGCUGUUUGCUGCCGCUAUUGGCAUUGCCAUGUAUUUACUUAUUGUAGAAACACGUUUACCUUCGAUAACAUUUUCCUUGGACUUGGUACAUCAUGAUGUGUGGAGUAUCAAGAAAUUGCCCAUGGGUCCCAGAAUGGAUCCACUGAAUGUAGAUAGUGUGAUGAUCACACAAACUGGAAGCAACAACUGUGAUAACCCAAUUCAAUGUCAAAAUAUUUUGCAACAAAUGCAGAGUGACUAUUCAAAUAGACUUAAACAAGAGCUGCCUUAUAAUUUCCUCAUUGGAUGUGAUGGAGUGGCUUACGAAGUAAGAGGAUGGACCUAUGAGAGUGGUAUGGAGGGAGUGGAUCAAAAAAGGACCUUGGUCAUAGGACUAAUAGGAAAUUUUGAUUAUACAUCACCACCACACGUUCUUAUAAAAACCCUUAAAUUUCUUAUGAAAGAAUCUGUCAAACGCCGAAAACUUAAAAGGUUUCAUCAAGUCCACAAUCUUAAUAAAUUCUGUACCGAUUGUGUUGAGAAUACUCUUAUACAGUGAGAGAAAUAGUGAAACCCUCUUAAAGUCUUGACUGUGUUCUGCUUAGGAAUAUAUUUUGAUAUCAUAAUGAGAAAACUAUAUUUUAAAUAGUUCAUUGU